Molecule: messenger RNA, 1113 nt
Organism: Didymella exigua CBS 183.55
Lineage: Eukaryota; Fungi; Ascomycota; Dothideomycetes; Pleosporales; Didymellaceae
Exons: 5
Coding region: 1-1113 (370 amino acids)
Molecular function (GO): dipeptidase activity
Source: RefSeq, a predicted model, not a curated record
AUGGGUUCGUACAGCGAAAGCGAAACAGCGCUUGGGGGAGCACGCUCGACCAUAAUAUCGACCAUCGACGGCGCCGACGCCGAGCUUCACAAGAUCAACAAAGCGCUCCACGGGAAUCCAGAACUAGGGUACGAGGAGCAUUUCGCUCACCAAACAAUCACAGAAUAUCUCUCAUCUCUUGGAUUCAACAGUAUAGAUCAGGUGGCCGUUUCGUCGUCAUCUGUCAUCAUCUGUGCUGAAUACGACGCGCUCCCAGGGACCGGUCACUCAUGCGGCCACGAAUUGAUCGCAACUUCUUCAAUUGCGACAUUUAUAGCUGCGGCAGAAGCUAUGAAGAAGCACAGCAUCGAGGGUCGGCUACGGAUACUUGGUGCCCCUGCUGAAGAAGGUGGAGGUGGAAAAGCGAAGCUUAUCGACGCUGGUACAUUUCCCAAAGAUACUUCCGCAGCCAUCAUGGCACAUCCAUUGGCUGCGCAUCAGUUCAAGACCGAGUUUCGGGGCAAGCCAGCUCAUGCAGCAGGCGAGCCUUGGGAUGGUGUCAAUGCACUUGGUGCAGCAGUAUCGGCAUAUUCUAACGUCGGUCUUCUGAGGCAGCAAAUGGAGCCGGACGAACGUGUGCACGGAGUUAUAGAGGCAGGGGGGACCGUACCCAACGUCAUCACCGACUAUACACGGAUGAACUGGAACGUUCGUAGCCCUACGAUGGAGUGGGCAGACAGACUGCUCGUUCGCGUCAAGAAUUGUAUCGAAGCAGCAGCCUUGGCUUCUGGUUGCGAACUGGAGUAUAUCACUUCACCCACUUACCUCAAUCUUCGGGCGAACAGAACGCUGUGCAAGCUGUACGCCCAAGGGAUGGAUACCCUUCGCAUCAAUAUCCAGAUCGAUCAGGAGAAGAUGAUGAAUGCCUCGACGGAUAUGGGCAAUGUCUCGCGCAUCAUACCCAUUUUCCACGGCGCAUUCGUUAUCCCCGCCAAGAACGAUGUGUCAGCUCACAAUCCAGCAUUUGCAGCCUUGGAUUGCGCGAAAGGAAUAGCAAUGCUCACUCUGAGGUUUUUGGUGGACGAAGGUGUUGCGAGGAGAGCAAAAGAAGACUUUGAAACGGACGAUGGGUAG